Messenger RNA from Exophiala aquamarina CBS 119918, 1023 nucleotides. RefSeq lists its product as uncharacterized. Gene Ontology annotation, molecular function: RNA polymerase II cis-regulatory region sequence-specific DNA binding; DNA-binding transcription factor activity, RNA polymerase II-specific. Gene Ontology annotation, biological process: regulation of transcription by RNA polymerase II. Bases 1 to 1023 code for a protein of 340 amino acids. The transcript is spliced from 3 exons. The record is from RefSeq and is a predicted model, not a curated record. NCBI's taxonomy places the organism in Eukaryota, Fungi, Ascomycota, Eurotiomycetes, Chaetothyriales, Herpotrichiellaceae.
AUGGACCACUAUACUCAAUCAGCCACAAGGCCUUACACCUCUCAGCCCACCCCGGUUGCUUCGCAAACAAGACUGGAUGUCACUCAUCCAGAGCAGCAACUGCCUUCCAUCCGUGAUGUCAUUCCACCACCGCGCUCAAACUUGAUUGAAACAAGCAUGCAUGAGACUUCUUCAACUACACGACCAAUCAUGGUGCCAUACUUGAGCUCUCAGCACACGACCAGUAUGAACGUCUCGUCCAUACCAGCUCCUGUGCAACCUCAGUCCAGUCCCAUGGGGUAUCCAACGGACGCGACAAAUCAAAUGCAGAUGAGCGCUCUUGCUACUACUGGUCAUUUGCAUACACCCGCGAGAACACCCGCGGAAUAUAGCUCUCCUUGGUCAACAUCAUCCUCCUAUACAGAUGCUGGAAUGUCUAUGAGUGCACAGCCGUCUCUGCCUUCACAGCCACAGCAAUUCGGCCUGACUCAGGCGAUUCUUCCAUCAGAUUCUCAAGACAGCGUCUUCUCUUCUUCAUACUCGAUGAACAGGCAGGCUGAAAGCCCAGUGAGCGAUUCAUAUCCCAGGUGGCGAACACCCCAGCUCAGUUCUACCCCAAGAUAUAACCCAUACGUGAUGUCGGAGAGAUCCUACACCCAAGCACUUGACUAUGGUCGCUAUGGCCAGGCGUACGAUCAAUAUCGAAGCCCAGUCGCGUAUGAUGGCGGUUACAGAUCGAUGGAUGUAUCUCCAUCAUAUAUGAAGUACAACCAAUUAAUGUCAUACCCAAUGAUGGGAUAUCCGCCCCAUGCAAACGGCCGACGACGAAGAGGCAACUUGCCAAAACAAAUCACUGAUGUCCUUAGAAUCUGGCUUCAAGAGCAUCUUGAUCACCCCUAUCCAAGUGACGAGCAAAAACAGAUUUUCAUCCAGCGCACUGGGUUGACCAUAAGUCAGAUUAGUAAUUGGUUCAUAAACGCUCGCCGUCGGCAGCUCCCAGCAAUGAAACUUAAAAGAGCAAAGGCACUUCAAAGCCGAUCAUGA